AUGGCUUCUCCCCGUCCUCCACACAACUUCGGUCCUCAAGGCUAUCCCCUCCCCAACGGUGCUGUUCCUUCUGGUCCCGUCCCCGGCGCCGCCCCUCUCCUCCCCAACAAUGGUCGAAUCAUUCAGAAUGGUCCCGUCAGAGUGCUGUGCAUUGCGGACGUGCGAGGUAAUCUGAAGUCCUUGAAUGAGUUGGCCAGGCAGGCCCGUGCAGACCAUAUCAUCCACACUGGUGACUUCGGUUUCUACGAUGACACUUCGCUCGAGCGCAUUGCAGACAAGACUCUUAAGCACGUGGCCCAAUACUCUCCCCUGCUCCCCGAGAAUGUCAAGCGCACGAUCGCCCAGACUCCUCCCCAGCAGUCGAUCAAGCAACGAUUCACCCCCGAUCAGCUACCCCUCUCAGAGCUUCCCAUGCUGCUCGACAAGCGGCUCACCCUCGAUGUUCCUGUCUACACUGUCUGGGGUGCCUGCGAGGAUGUUCGCGUGUUGGAGAAGUUCCGUUCGGGAGAGUACAAGGUUGACAAGCUGCACAUCAUCGAUGAAGCCAACUCGCGGCUACUCGACAUUGGCGGUGUGAAGCUCCGUCUCCUGGGUCUGGGAGGAGCUGUGGUUAUGCACAAGCUGUUCGACAAUGGCGAGGGCAAAACUACUAUUGCUGGUGGUCAAGGCACCAUGUGGACAACCCUGCUGCAAAUGGGAGAGCUGAUUGACACAGCAAACCGUGUAUACGACCCCUCAGAGACCCGGAUCUUCGUCACGCACGCGUCGCCGGCUCGUGAGGGCAUGCUGAACCAGCUGUCGGUCACGCUCAAGGCUGAUUUCUCCGUCUCCGCUGGCUUGCACUUCCGUUACGGCUCGUCCUACAACGAAUUCUCCGUCAACCCCUCCCUCGACCACUACCGGGGCAAGCUCGCCGCUUCCAAGGCUUCCUUCAAUGAUGUGUGGGAGACUGUCCGCGGCGAGGUUGAGGCCGCCAUUUCGCAGAACGAGGCUCAGAAGACUUUGCUCGACAAUGCCCUGGAGGUGGUCACCAAGAUGCCUACCGUUGCCAACGGUGGCAACCCGUUCGGUGGACCUGCUGCUCCCGGCAACGCAGCUGGCCAGGUCGACGAAAGCGCCUUCAAGAACAUGUGGAACUUCAACUUGGCGGACGCAGCAUUCGGCUUCUUGGUGCUUGAGAUCGAGUCGGGCCGCAUCGCUACCGAAAUGCGCGCUCAAGGAUUCAACUUUGCCCACCGUACUGGCAAGCCCCAGCCCGCUGGCCCAGCCCAGCCCGCUCCCGUCCCCGCUGGCGCCCCCGCUGGAAUUGCCUCGCCUCGCGUUCCCGGAGCUGCUCCCCAAUUCGGUCAGGCCCAACCUGUUCCCGCCCGCACGGGUCCCCUUCCCCAACAGCAGGCCCCGGCUCAGGCCAAGGCUCCCGCCGCCGCUCCCGCUCGUACAUCCCCCGUUCCCGUGAUCCCUAAGCCUGCUACGCCGCAGCCUGCCGCCGCCCCUGCUGCGCAGCCCGCCGUGACGUCCCCGGAGAGAACCACGACUGCCGAGGCCAAUGGUACCGCUCAGCCUGAGAAGCCCUCCGAAUCUCCGCUGCCCAAGAUUGAGAAGAAGCAGAGCAACGGCCUCUUCGUCUCGAACGUUGAGAAUGAACAAGCUGUGCGUGAUCUCUUCCCCGAGGAAGACAAGGCCAAGAUCACAAAGAUUGAGAAAUGGGGCAAAUACAACAACCAUGUCGUCCACUUCGCGACUGUCGAGGAGGCCAAGGCUGCUCUCGAUCGCCAGCCUGCCGAGCACAAGAAGCCUACCCCUGCCGGUCAGCCCCGUAAGCCCAACAUCAAGUUCUUCGAAGACCGGGGCAGCCACCGCGGCAAUGCCGGUACAUGGCAGAGCAGCAACCGUGGUGCCAACGCCCCCCAGCGCGGGUACCAGAGCGGAGGUGCCAGUGACAGCGAGACUAACCGCGGACGUGGAUUCCGUGGCCGAGGUGGUGCUGGCCGCGGCGACCGGGGCGGACGUGGCGGACGUGGCGGUCGCGGUGGGUUCAACAAGGGAGGUGCUCCGACUUCAGACUCGGGACCAGGCGACAAGCCCGCUGCAACUGGAGGCGACGCUUGA
This is a messenger RNA of Aspergillus tubingensis, 2109 nucleotides long. RefSeq lists its product as uncharacterized. The transcript has 4 exons. Lineage: Eukaryota; Fungi; Ascomycota; Eurotiomycetes; Eurotiales; Aspergillaceae. The record is from RefSeq and is a predicted model, not a curated record. Bases 1 to 2109 code for a protein of 702 amino acids.